UUCCUGUGUCUCCGGCGAGUCUGCGAGUGAUGACGUCACUGCUGAGCUUCCAGCCGUAAAGCGAGGGUGCACGGUUAGGACUGCAUGCAACGCAAUGCCGCCUAAGAAAGUCGCAGCUCCCCAGGCCGCGAAGAAGACGGAGCAGAAGAAGAAGGAGAAGGUCAUAGAGGACAAGACAUUCGGCCUUAAGAACAAAAAGGGUGCCAAGCAGCAGAAAUUUAUAAAGAAUGUCACGCAACAGGUUAAAUCUGGGCAGAACAAUCCUCGAUUGGUGGCACAAGCUGAAGGCGACAAGAAAAAUAAAAAGGACGACAAAAAGAAAGAACUACAAGAGCUAAAUGAACUCUUUAAACCGGUAGUAGCUGCGCAAAAGGUCAGCAAAGGUGUUGAUCCAAAGUCUGUAGUAUGUGCUUUCUUCAAGCAAGGACAGUGCACGAAGGGCGACAAGUGCAAAUUCUCCCAUGACUUGUCCUUAGAAAGAAAAUGUGAGAAGAGAAGUGUUUAUUUUGAUGGAAGAGUUGAUGAGCUUGAAAAAGAUACAAUGGACAAUUGGGAUGAGAAAAAACUGGAGGAAGUGGUGAACAAGAAGCACGGAGAAGCAGAAAAGAAGAAACUUAAAACACAGAUAGUUUGUAAAUUUUUCCUAGAAGCAAUAGAAGGCAACAAAUAUGGCUGGUUUUGGGUGUGUCCUGGUGGAGGUGACACCUGCAUGUAUCGCCAUGCUCUGCCUCCUGGCUUUGUACUAAAGAAGGACAAAAAGAAAGAAGAAAAGGAGGAGGAAAUUUCAUUAGAAGAUUUGAUAGAAAAGGAGCGUGCUGCCCUUGGACUAUAUGUUACCAGGAUCACCUUAGAAUCAUUUCUCGCUUGGAAAAAAACAAAGCGGCAAGAUCGAAUAUUAAAAAUUGAAGAGGAUAUGGAAAGGCGAAAGGCAGAUUUUAAAGCAGGAAAAUCUUUGGGGAUCAGCGGCCGUGAAGUAUUUGAAUUUAGACCUGAACUUGUGGAUGAUGAUGAUGAAGAGGCUGAUGACACACAAUACAUUGCUGAGUUAGAUGAAGACGAAGUGGACACUUCUGAUGUUAAAGAUAUUGACCUGAGUCGGUUUGUUCUAAAAGAUGUUGAUGAAACGGGCAUUACAGUAGCAAGCCAGGAGCGUUUCAGCACAUAUGUCACAACAACAGGUAAAGAUGAUGCAAAGCUCAAUGAAGCAUCAGGAGGUGACAUGAGAAAUGGGGAACAGAGUGAUUCCGAAGAACACAGUGAAGAUGACCAAGAAGAUCUUGAGGAUGCUGUCCCUGUUGAUGAAAAUCUUUUUACGGGAGAAGAUCUAGAUGAACUUGAGGAACAGCUGAAUAUCCUUGAUGAAUGAACAUUGCUGCCCAUCCCUCACAUCAUUAGUGGGGUAUUCAGACUGCCAUGCCUUUUCAACGUGAUUUUUUAAUGGGGUAACAUGACUUUCCCUUCCUGCUUCUACAGAGCACAUCAGAAACAAUUUACAAAGCCGUUUCUCCUGUUGUAAUUUUGACAACUGUAAAUUGGUCAGACUCUCUAGGAAUGAGAAAUAAAUUUCUUAUUUGGA
Molecule: messenger RNA, 1576 nt
Organism: Bufo bufo (common toad)
Lineage: Eukaryota; Metazoa; Chordata; Amphibia; Anura; Bufonidae
Gene: ZC3H15
Product: zinc finger CCCH-type containing 15
Exons: 10
Coding region: 95-1366 (423 amino acids)
Biological process (GO): cytoplasmic translation
Cellular component (GO): cytosol
Molecular function (GO): metal ion binding; mRNA binding
Source: RefSeq, a predicted model, not a curated record